Capsella rubella is the source of this 2414-nucleotide messenger RNA. Its product is annotated as starch synthase 1, chloroplastic/amyloplastic. The transcript has 15 exons. Lineage: Eukaryota; Viridiplantae; Streptophyta; Magnoliopsida; Brassicales; Brassicaceae. The coding region runs from base 179 to 2158 and encodes 659 amino acids. Gene Ontology annotation, cellular component: chloroplast. The record is from RefSeq and is a predicted model, not a curated record. Gene Ontology annotation, molecular function: alpha-1,4-glucan glucosyltransferase (UDP-glucose donor) activity.
GAAGCAUGUCGGCGAAGUUCGAAGGAUCCUUUACGUAGUAGAUAGGCCACAGGUGGUUUCAAUCCUUCCUUCCUCAAAAGAUCCAUUUUCGAAUUUUAAAUUCCCCAAAAAAUAUCUGCAUUUCUCCAGAAACCCUCAACUCUUCUCUUCGAUUUUGAAUUGAUCAUCAAAUCAAUCAAUGGCGUCUCUUCAGAUCAGUGGCUCGGCGGUUAGGUUCGAGCCGCUAGUCGGAUUGAACCGGACCGGUUAUUCCCGUCCGAUCGGGAGUCUCGGUUUCCCUCGUUUUCGCCGGAGGUUUAGUAUCGGGCGUCCGUUGUUGCUCCGUCGUUCUUCUUCUACAUUCUCCGGCGGUGGUGGUGGCUCUGGUGAGUCUGAUGGUGAUGAUAAAGGAUUUAUCGCUGAUGCUGAGAGAGAUGGUUCUGGCUCUGUUCUUGGAUUUCAGCUCAGUCCUCCUGGUGAUCAAAAAAUCUUUGGCACUAGCACUGACGAAACUACACAUCAAGGAGAGAAGAAAGAGGCUAUCGAUGAAACAGUAAUGGCUGAUUUUGGUGUACCUGGGAACAGAGCUGUUGAAGAAGGAGCUACAGAAGUUGGAGUUCCGAGUGGAAAAGCUGAAGUUGUCAAUAAUAUUGUUUUCGUAACAUCCGAGGCUGCUCCUUACUCCAAAACAGGAGGGUUAGGUGAUGUUUGUGGUUCUUUGCCUAUAGCUUUGGCUGGUCGUGGGCAUCGUGUUAUGGUUAUUUCUCCUCGGUACCUGAAUGGAACUGCUGGGGACAAGAACUAUGCCCGGGCUAAGGAUCUAGGGGUCCGUAUUACAGUAAAUUGCUUUGGAGGUUCUCAAGAAGUUUCCUUUUAUCAUGAAUAUAGAGAUGGUGUUGAUUGGGUUUUUGUUGAUCAUAAAUCCUACCAUAGACCAGGAAAUCCAUACGGAGAUAGUAAAGGAGCCUUUGGUGAUAAUCAGUUUAGGUUCACGUUACUUUGCCAUGCCGCGUGUGAAGCCCCUCUUGUGCUUCCUCUUGGAGGGUUCACUUACGGAGAGAAAUCCCUUUUCCUUGUCAAUGAUUGGCAUGCCGGACUUGUUCCCAUACUUUUGGCUGCAAAGUAUCGCCCAUACGGAGUUUAUAAGGAUGCAAGAAGCAUUCUAAUUAUACAUAACCUUGCUCAUCAGGGAGUGGAGCCAGCGGCUACUUACACCAACUUAGGAUUACCUUCGGAAUGGUAUGGCGCUGUCGGGUGGGUGUUUCCAACAUGGGCAAGAACACAUGCUCUUGACACCGGUGAAGCAGUUAAUGUUCUCAAGGGUGCCAUUGUGACCUCUGACCGUAUCAUUACUGUGAGCCAGGGCUAUGCAUGGGAAAUCACUACUGUUGAAGGUGGAUAUGGUCUGCAAGACUUGCUGUCUAGUCGGAAGAGUGUUAUAAAUGGGAUUACAAAUGGAAUCAAUAUUGAUGAGUGGAAUCCGUCCACAGACGAACACAUUCCUUUCCAUUACUCUGCUGAUGAUAUCUCCGAGAAGGUCCAGUGCAAGAUGGCACUACAAAAGGAAUUGGGUCUCCCCAUUAGGCCUGAAUGUCCUAUGAUUGGGUUUAUUGGAAGACUUGAUUAUCAGAAGGGCAUUGAUCUGAUCCAAACCGCUGGUCCUGAUCUCAUGGUGGAUGACAUUCAAUUCGUCAUGCUUGGCUCAGGUGACCCAAAAUUUGAAAGCUGGAUGAGAAGUAUGGAGGAAACGUAUAGAGACAAAUUCCGUGGUUGGGUUGGCUUCAAUGUUCCCAUCUCUCAUCGAAUCACAGCCGGAUGUGACAUUCUUCUGAUGCCGUCAAGAUUCGAGCCUUGCGGAUUAAAUCAGUUAUACGCAAUGAGAUAUGGAACUAUUCCAGUCGUUCAUGGCACUGGAGGACUUAGAGAUACGGUUGAGAACUUCAACCCUUAUGCAGACGGUGGAGCUGGUGCUGGUACAGGGUGGGUUUUCACUCCCUUGUCAAAAGACAGUAUGGUGUCGGCCUUGAGGUUGGCUGCAGCAACGUACAGAGAGUAUAGAGAGUCAUGGGAAGGAUUAAUGAGAAGAGGAAUGACCCAAAACUAUUCUUGGGAAAACGCUGCCGUUCAGUAUGAGCAAGUUUUCCAAUGGGUUUUCAUGGACCCUCCCUACGUCAGCUAGACUCCUACACAAAUCGAACCACACCGAGUUAGACCGGAUCAGACCAGACCAGACUUGACCUGACCAAUCAGAUGGAAUAUAGGGCUAUUGUGGAACCUCCUAUUCCGGUUAUUGAAGAUCUAUGUAUGGUUUUCAACGUUUCCACAAUAAAGCGUGUGUAUCUCUAUGUUAUUAUCUUUAUAACUCGUUUUGUUUUGGGGAGGUAUAGAAAUGUUAGUUAUGAGGCUAUAUAAUAUGUUUCUUCUGUUGGUUACGA